AUGGCGCCCAAGAAGAAGGAAGCCACUGGCGACCUUAUGAUCUCAACUGCCGAAUACAAAAAGACGCGCGACUCGGUUAGUACUACUAUUCUCAUCAUGUUCCUGCCAUUGCUGCGACGCGCCUGCCCUGAGUUUAUCGUGUCGCGAACCUGCGCAAAGCUCGUACCCAGGGCGCAUUACCGCGCCACCACACAAACUGUUCGAAACUUUUGCUUUCCUCAGGCAGGCGCCAUCAUGCCAGGGCGACCUAAACAGCGCAAGCGAAUUAUCGCUACUGAAGAUGCGGCUGCCAAUGACGCAUCAAUUGCUUACAGUUACAAUCAGGUCAUCGCCUCCCUCCAUAACUUGCAGGCUGGCCUCAUCCACGUGCAGCAUGGCAUUACCGAUUUGUUGAGCAACUAUCGCAAACACUGCGCCUCUGUCCUGGGUGAUGAGGAGAGCGAAGCACCUUUCAGCGACUUCACCACAAAUACCCAAUCCCUCGCUGAUGGUGUACGUGCUGCUGCCGACGAGCUAAAGCAAGCUAUUGCUCCCGUCGAGAACGCGGCAGAUGCGAACAAGGGCAAGAAACGCAAGCGCGAAAAGAAGGAAAAGGACCCCAAUGCUCCUAAGAAGCCCCUCACUGCUGCCUUUUUGUAUGCUCAGAGUGCGCGUCCCAUUGUCAAGGCAGAUCUCGAGGCCGCCCUUCCUUCUGGUGCUAUCAUGGAGAAGAACGCUGUCCAGACUGAAGUCAACAAGCGAUGGGCCGAGCUCCCCGAGGAGAACAAGGAGCAAUGGAAGGCGCAGUACCGCAAGAACCUGGAGGAGUACAAGAUCAACCUCGCCGAGUACCUUGCCAAGAAGGGUAUCAAGGACGCCGAGCUAGUCGAAGAAGACGACGAGGAGGACGAAGACGAAGCUGAGAUUGAGGUCGGAACCGGUGCCGUUGACUCUGAUGUCUCCGACGACGAGGAAGAGGCCCCUACCAAAGCCCCCUCUCCCCCAGCAAAGACACCUCGCAAGCGCCAGAAGACUGCCCCAGCUGUCAACGGCAACACCCUCCCCAUCCACAUUGCCCCAGCCACUGUCUCAACCCCCGUCCCGCUACCUACCUCGCGCUCCUCUGCCGCCGCAGCAGCAGCCCCCGUGACCGCCGUGACCGCCGUCGCCGAAACCCCCGCCAAGAAAGACAGCAAGAAGAAGAAGGAAAAAUCCGUCCCUCAGCCCAUUGCCCCCGCUCCUCCUGCCGUCAUCGCCGAAGAACCCACUCCCGAGGAAGCCGGCGGCAAGAAGAAGAAGUCCUCCCGUAGCACUCGUAACACCGAGGCUGAUGGCGACAAGGAGAAUGCCGCACUGGAGAAGGCUGAGAAAGCUGAGAAAGCUGAGAAGGCCGAGAAGGCCGAGAAGGCGUCCAAGGAGAAGAAGCGCGAUAGGACUAAGAGGAAGAGCGAGGUCGCUAACUAA
This is a messenger RNA of Pyrenophora tritici-repentis Pt-1C-BFP, 1443 nucleotides long. RefSeq lists its product as uncharacterized. Lineage: Eukaryota; Fungi; Ascomycota; Dothideomycetes; Pleosporales; Pleosporaceae. The record is from RefSeq and is a predicted model, not a curated record.